Molecule: messenger RNA, 1869 nt
Organism: Sclerotinia borealis F-4128
Lineage: Eukaryota; Fungi; Ascomycota; Leotiomycetes; Helotiales; Sclerotiniaceae
Source: the annotation of a GenBank genome assembly
AUGGAGCCCAAUAUCGACCUCGUUGCCGACAUUAAAGCAACUGCACCUCCUGUGGGAGAUCACUUGACAUACCUCAACUUCGUUAAAAAGAUAUUGGUUGAAGAUCAACCCCCAGCAGACUUGCGAUUGGAGCUUCUUUCGUCUCUAAAUGAUGUUCUUCAGGAUAAAGUACGGGCGAAUUUGAUAGGAUGGGACAUCAUGCCUACUCUUCUUCAAGUUCCUGGCGCUGAAUCUUGCCUGAUCACUAUCGCACGUCUCGCAAAUCCUAGAGAGAUUAUUAUAGGAGUUGUGGAGGCAAUGUCAGAGCUGGAUCUAGAGGGUGUCGAAGAUAAUUGGGAUAAAGGACAAAUCGACAAUGAAGAAGGAACAGCAACCAGAGAGUCGAAUGACAUUGAUCGCUUUUGCCUUCUCCUCAGUCUGCUUGCUAUAAUACACCCUCGAAUCAAGACUAAACAUCCUUCACGCUUCCUCGCAAAUUCUAUAGAUACAAUUACGAACGUAUUCCAUCCUUCCCACAAAGCAGUACUUUCAGUUGUCAAAUUUCUGCACACAUUGUCCGGCAAGAAGCGACCUACACUCCCUGGACGAAAAUCAAGUAUCAGCAUUACCAAUCUUAUGCGCCCCGAAGUAGAUUCUUCACUGCCAACUGCGCCAGAUCCAGAACCAGAAGAGGAGGAUGCCUACGAGUCUGCGAUUCAGAAGAAGCUGUUACAGGGAUUUGCAAUACAUGUGCUGGAUCUUUAUAUAAACGACCAUCCGAUAGAGUGGGCAGGGCGUCUGCAAGAGUUGUUCGAUCCCAAACGAGUCGUGGCUGGCAGAACAGGUUUGUGUGUGGCAUUUCGGAUCGACCCCAGUCUUCAAAUUCGGGAUGAAAUGGCUGGACAGCUUGUAGCUCUUUGUCGUGAUUUAGGACUCGCCGAUUACAAUCUGCUUUUCGAUACGAUAUAUGCAACCCCGCCAAUUGCGCAUGUGCCGACACAGCACGAAGACCCUAGCGACAACUUACCUGACUCUGCCGAAGAAAUUCCACUAUCGCCAGAAGGUAGCCUGUUCCUCCUCACUUCUCUCAUAUUCUCUUCCGUCAUGUUCAAGUCGAAGACACCGGAGCCCAUCAUGUCUGUAUUUCCAGACCACGCCAAAUUAGUCGCUCGGUUUUUCGAGUCUGAAUCUGGUUCGUCUAUCGCUAUUGUUGAUGCUGUAGUUGCAAUUGGUCUAUGGCUAGAAAAUUCAAAUAAAUUUGUGUCUGGGGAAUUUAAAGACAAUGAUUAUAUCGCACAUUUACGCGCUUUAUCAUUGUGGUCUGCCACGAAUCCUUCCGCGGGCUUGCGCUACUCUACACAUAAACUCACUUCUGCCAUUUUACACACCCACCCUGUGGAUACCAUGAGACUGACUUUCAUCUCUAAGACGCUCCAGGGUUCGCAAGAUGAAAUCAGCACUAUAGCUCUGAAAGCAUCUGCAAUUACUUGGCUCAAAGAAGAGUUGAUCACAGCUCACGAAAGGAAGUCGCAAAACCUCUUCUCCACCACCUCUGCUCUACUGGAGACAAAAUCUCAAAUCUUCCCAAAUCUUUCAUCUCUUGUCGACAAAUCGGAUGAAGAAUUGGCUGAUGAAUUGAUGGAGUCUUUUGCAGUUCACAUGGCUGCACUGAAUUUCCUCUUCUUCAUCACAGCAGAGCAGUAUACGAAUAGGGUGCCAUCUGGGAUGAUGAAAGGAGUCGAGAGCGAAUACCUAGACCCCUUAAAGGCUGCCCAGGAAAGAGUAUUGGAGUCUCUAGUUACGGCCGAAGAUGUGGAAGCUCCACACAUGGAACUGGAAUUGUUGGGUGAACAGAUCUCCAUGUGUUUAUCGAAACUUCAUGAGAAAUGA